UAGUUUCAGGGUACAAAUUGGGAAAAUAGAAGGUGGUUUGGUUUUUUUUCUGUUUGUCUUUCUUUUUAAUUAUUGAGUCUUGAAUGCUUUGGCCAAGCUCAGUAAGUAGAACACGUGAACAUAACACAUACAAAGCGCGCGCACGCGCGCGAUCACGAGCGCAAACCACUCAGGAAUUGACGAUAGAGAUUAAAUCUUCCGAAGACCUUGCCGAACAGAUUCACAACGGAGCAGCAGCAGCAAUAAUAAUCAUAUAUUAUUCGGUAGAUUUUGCUUCGUUUUUUCCUUCGGCUGCUUUGACAGGAGCGUAACGAAGAAAAGUUAAUAGAUUUUGUGAUGAUUUUUGUAUUUUGCAUCGAUUCAGGUAAAACGAACGAAGCUCCCGUCCAACCGAUAACGACAUCGAAAUAAUCCGAGCAAAAGCCGCAUUAAGCAUUGAAGCCGUCAAUCACAGCACUGAGGUAUGAAUUGUGAUUGUAUGAAAUGUGAGAUAAAAACAAAGACAACUACGAACAACGAUAUUGAUCGAGCCAACAACGACGGAUGAAUUUGAAUAUAAAUUGAGUUAAUUUGGUUGAGGAAAUUUUUUUGAAGAAAAGUGAAUUUUUGUGGUAUAAUUUUGUAGUUGUUUCUAUUCAAAAGUGACCAAAGUCAAAGCGGAAUUUUUUUUUGUAGUGAAUAUGCAUCGAUUCAAUAAAAUACUAGUGAUGGUGUUGGUGGCAUUUUACAUGUCACACGCGGCAAAUGUACCAGUUGAAUAUACAACCGACACAAUGGCCGAUGUGUAUGAUCCAACGGGCUCAGAUGAAACCUUCGAUCCACAAAAAGACUAUGCCGAUUUUAAAAGCUCCUACGAAAAAUUCUACAAAAUGCCUGGGCCACCAUUUAUGAUGCCACCAUCAUUGCAACAGAGACCAUGGCAGCCCAUCGAAGAGAUUGAGCCCGAAAUAGCUAUGGAGACAACCAAUCCCAGUGCCGACGAUGACAACGAUACCGGUGAUAUAACGACAACGAUUCCACCGCAAACCGAGCAACAGACCACAAUAAAAUUGUUUGCGGAAAAUGUAGCGAUGCGCUCGAUGAAUGGUAUCGUGAAAAGUACACAGCGAACGAAUACACUUGCAUCAUACGAACAAACGGCACCGAAUGCCGAGCUAUUGAUGAGCAAACCGGCUCUUCCGUUCGUUCCGUCGAUCAUUGACAACCAAAGUGACGAGGAUUUGGUCAAUGAAACGGGUAAUGCUGCGCAACAGGCACCACAGGUUAUUUUCGUACAAAACGAUUCGAAUAUCCACAAUGAGAGCGCGGAUUAUGUAAAUGACGAAGCUAUCGAAACGAAUUAUUCGCAACCAAUAACCUCCGUACCAUACUCAAUGGACACAACAAUUACAUCAUUACCCUCGUCGCCUGUCUACAUAUCGACACGGCCACCAAACAGUCUACAGUUCUCAACAAGCACACUAACAUCACCGGUAACACUGGCCGAUGAUGGUCCACUCGCACCAGCACCAGCACCAGCACCAUUGGCCGGCACUCAAGUGGUUAUACCAACGCAAUCCAUGGGCAAAAAGUCGAAAAAAAUCGAAGAAUUGCCACGCGUUUACAAAUACAGUGCCGAUGAAAUCGUGCGGAAAUACUUGGAUGACACAUUUCUACGAGCACCGCUAGCCACGCUCAUUAAUACUGCGCCAGAACCGUUACGAAAAGCAAAAACACUGUGGAAAUCAGCACUACGACCCAACACACCGAUCGACAUCGUUCUAGUGGCUUUUAAUUCGUCAGGUGUUGGAGUGACGUACAGUUUCAAGAAUACUCGAACCAUGAUUGCUGGAUUGGACAGUGUACAAGAGUCACGUGAAAUGAUCGAAGGUGGCAGCGGUUUUUAUGGCAUUUUACGAGCAUCGGAAUUGGUUCCGUACGAUAGCGCCAUUUUCAUCAGCACCGAUAAGAUUCCGCAAGAUAUCAGUUUGAUGAAAAAUGCUGCAACCAUUUUAUUGAAGAAACGAAUUCGGUUAUUCUUGAUUUGGUUCGGUGAUCAAGAGGUCGAUGACAACGAAACAUCGACGGGUGGUGCUUUGGGUGAAGUGGCUUUACGAUCUGGCGGUGAAAUUCUACGUGUAACCGAAGAGUCGCUCGGCAAUGGCGACAUGGGUCUAGUAACACACUUCUUACAGAAUGACAUUCAAGGUGCUCAAGUGUUGGAAAUUCCCGUAAAUGCGACCGAUACGAAUUUGCACAUAAAAAUCCAAGGAACCGUGGAUCAGGCGACAUUAAUCACACCGAUUGGCGGAUCAAUAUACAAUUUAUUGAGCAAAGAUUCCGUUGCACGAUUUUCGAUUGGUUCACGCGUCGAUUAUUCAACGGACGACAACACAUACAUUAAUUUGAAUGUAACGGACGCACCAAAAGGUAUUUACUCGUUAACUGUUAUACCGGAGGUGACUAGCAAUGGAAUACAACGAAAAUAUGGCCUGGUCGUUGAUUCGGAAUUUGAUCGACGAUUGAUCAAGAACGGUGCAAUCGAUUCAGUUGGUAGCCCAAUCAAUGCUCCAGUCGACAAACUGACGUCGAGCAAAGAGUUAAUGCUACGGAAUCGUAGAAGCGAACAACUGUCGGAAGCACACGAUGACGAUGUUGUUUGGCCCGAAUACCAAACCGAUAAUCAAUUUGACGAACAACAAUUCGAAACUAAUGGCACUGACUUUAUUCAGGAGCGCAGUGGAAGAAAUAUACUUCAAUCGAUCACUAAAAUCGAUUUGGGCGCACAAUCACAAUUGCUUGCAAAUCCUGGCCAAACCGUUCAAAUCCACUAUGAAGUCACCAAUUUGCGGAAUGUGCCAACGUUUCACAACUUUCAAGUGGUCGACGAACAACGAUUUUUGCGCUCGCUCAAUCCAGGAUCGAUGUGGGUGCAACCGGGCCAGUCGAACAAUGCAAUUGUAACGUGUUACAUUCCGCCAAAUAUUGAGAUUGGUACCAAGGAUAAGAUCACAUUCACAUCACAAGGGGCCAAUAUGGCAAGCCAAUCGGCUACUCUAACGGUGACAUCGCCACAGGCACACACAUUGGAUCGUUAUGCGCCAUACAUCUACUGGCGCUAUGGAAGCCGUUGUUAUGGUCGCACCGAUGCCGGUCGAUGUGCCGAUUCCACUUGGUCAUUGGAUAUAACGACGAUUGAUCACGACACCGGGUUUUUGCGGCUUCAAUCGAUUCCAAAGGGCAUAUGGAUUCGCGAUCGUUAUACUGCCGGCACAACGCAAGAAGUAAAGGCUACGUAUACGGCAUCGUGUUGUACUCCACGUGUUUCGAUAACAAGUUAUGAUUUAACCGGCAAUCAAAAGACAAUCACCCUGGAUGUGACCGAAUUUUAUUUAGAACCAAUGGAAAUUGUCGCAAUUGUACUUGGCACACUUUUAUUGCUCGUAAUUAUCAUUGCGAUAAUCUGGGCAAUUGUUUAUUGCUGCAAAAAGCAUCGAACAACUCGUGAGUUGCCGGUAUACCGAAGUCGUGCCGAAAGAGAUCGUGCUACGUAAACCAUUGUUUUCGCAUCCAUCAUUCUGUGCAUUUCUCCUCUCUUUUUUGGUAAAAACAAAAACAAGAUCCGCUCAUAUUGAUCUAGCUCCUGCUAAAAGUGAUCACUUUUCUUAACUUAAACUAAGAUUUUCUUUCUCUCUCUAAGCCUUUAAAUGCCAUACGCGAAACGAAUGGAUUCAUUUUUGUAAGAGUAGCAAAUUUAGAUAAGCACAAUGAAAACAGGGCACAUAAAAUAAAUACAUAUUUUGUAACUUUGAGGAAACGUA
Molecule: messenger RNA, 3800 nt
Organism: Sitodiplosis mosellana (orange wheat blossom midge)
Lineage: Eukaryota; Metazoa; Arthropoda; Insecta; Diptera; Cecidomyiidae
Exons: 11
Coding region: 681-3533 (950 amino acids)
Source: RefSeq, a predicted model, not a curated record